This is a messenger RNA of Camelina sativa (false flax), 929 nucleotides long. NCBI's taxonomy places the organism in Eukaryota, Viridiplantae, Streptophyta, Magnoliopsida, Brassicales, Brassicaceae. The record is from RefSeq and is a predicted model, not a curated record.
GGAGCAUAAGUACAGACAUGAAUCCAUGUUGUGUGGUCUUGCAAAACUACACACAACCCUACAACUUCUCAGACAAGGCGUGGGUGAAAAAGAGUUCACUGAGUGGAGGGAGAUAUGUAUUUUUGUGAUUUUGUGCAUCAGAAGCAUUGAAGUACCGGUUGGCCCGGUUGGGUUACAAAAUCUGAACUAAAUCUCUCUGUGACAUAACGAAGCAUCAGGCAAUGGACCCAAACACACCUGCAGACUUCUUCCAAGGAUCUUCCAAGUUUCAUACAUAUUACUCACAUAGCAAGAAGGGUGGUGGGUUAAUCGAUCUAGGUCUCAGCCUUAGGACCAUACAACAUGAAACUUGCCUCCCAUCAUCCGGGCAGAUGAUAGGUCUUGACGGGUAUGAAGAUCUCAUAGAAUGGUCGCAGCCCAGAUAUAACUGCAAUACCCAGCUGAAGAGUGAGGAUACUGGAAACCAAAGACUUGCUCAGGGAUAUUACAAUAAUGAAAAAGAGAGCAGAGGAACAUUGACUUAUGUAAAGGUAAAUCUAGAUGGCCUAGUGGUGGGCCGCAAGGUUUGCCUUCUUAGUCAAGGAAAUUACUCAACUCUUGCUCUUCAGCUUGACGAUAUGUUUGGGAUGCAGACCGUGUCAGGACUGAGGCUCUUCCAGACUGAGUCUGAGUUCUCUUUGGUCUACAGAGACAUCGAAGGUAUCUGGAGGAAUGUUGGGGACGUUCCAUGGAAGGAGUUUGUCGAAAGCGUGGAUCGGAUGAGAAUUGCAAGAAGAAACCAUGUUCUUCCUCCCUUUUAAGCUUUUAAGUCGAAGCUUCUCUCUUCCAGGGCGUUCACUGUUUAUCUAAGAUUCAAAUUAGCUCAGUUGUGGUUCUAAUAUUUAACAUAUGAUGUACCGGAAACUUUAAGCUAUAAAAACGAUUAUGAA